Messenger RNA from Pangasianodon hypophthalmus (striped catfish), 1904 nucleotides. Its product is annotated as putative protein MSS51 homolog, mitochondrial. Bases 163 to 1302 code for a protein of 379 amino acids. The transcript is spliced from 6 exons. Lineage: Eukaryota; Metazoa; Chordata; Actinopteri; Siluriformes; Pangasiidae. The record is from RefSeq and is a predicted model, not a curated record.
CAGAAGGCGAGAGGAGGAGACAGGAGAAGGCUGGAGAAGGCUGGAGAAGGCUGGAGAAGGUCGGAGAAGGUCGCGCAGGAGGAUCUAAACCUCACUGAGUGUCUGUUUGUGCUUGUAAAUAAAAGGGCAGAUUGAGGACCGGAAGUGAGGAAGCCGCUCAGGAUGGCGCACUGCAGCAGUUCUUCAGAGAGUACACACAGUAAACCUCUUACUUUCAGCACUCAGAAGGAAAUGUUUGAGAAAAUGGAGGAAUCGUUUAAAUUCUGUGCCAGAUGUGAGAAACAACCCUCACAGGCAGCCAACACACUGAAACGCUGUGCAAGGUGUCUGAAUGUGUAUUACUGCAGUAAAGAGUGUCAGAAAGAGGACUGGUCUGUGCAUAAGAAGUAUUGUGCAAAGUUGCGUAUGGCCGCAGUAGACAGACUGGUAGAGUGGCUCAUUUAUCAAGGAGACCUGCCUUUCCCUACAGAGGCGUGGUCUAAACCUGCUAAAGAGGUUCGGUGCUGGGAGGAUUGGCUCUCCAUUCAGGGUGACCUCACGGCCCGGAUGGAGCCCAUCCUGUCUGGAAAGAACAUGACAGACCUCUGGAACAAUGCCUGCCGGCCACGCCCUGAGGAGGCGGAGCUUCGUGAAUCUGUGUGGCGCGUGUGUAGCGAGUUCCUCUCACGUCCACUGACUAUCGGAAUGGCAAUGAAGAUGUUCAGUCUGGACCCGUAUUCUCGACCUCUCACCAUCCACAUCAUUGGGGCAGGGAACACUGAGACCCUGGGUGCGAGGACGACGGAUCUGGAUGAGCUGAGUCGUAUGUUCCCUGGACAUCAGGGCCUGGAGGUGGUCAUGGUGGGGCCGGAGGUAGUGAAAGGGCGGAUUAUGAGGCCUCCAUUAAGGGCGUUUGGUCCACGAGGACGCGUCUACAUCAGCGCCUACAAGGGUCUGUACCAUGAGUUCUGGGAGGAGCUUGUGGAGAAAGGAGAAGCAGCCAGACCAGACCUUGUGGUGGGGUUUCAUCCAGGGUUUGAUUCCAGGCAGGGAAUGGCAGAUGGAUGGUUACCAACACUGCUGCUGCUCAGAGACUACAACAUCCCUACCUUGUUCACUAUGACCAAUGAUGGAGAGCUGAAGUACUCCAUGCAGAUCUUGAUGGAGUUGGAGAUGGACAUUAAAGGCACUGGGCCGAACCCUUUCAGUUCCCAGAAGCCUGAGCAGGUGCAGUCGUGUCCCAACAAAGAGCCGAGCUACUGCAAUGCCUUCUACCUGAACUUCCAGGGCCUGCUGGAGGACAAGCUGGAGGAGGAGGACUAGAACUUUCACAAACACCUUUAACCUCUUAUCUCAUAACUGGAGCACAGAUGAAUGUUUGACAUCCAAACAAAAAAAUCUCCACAUAAAUCUCUGAGGAACCUUCCAUCUUCACAAACAAACUCUGACCAACCUUCCACCUCCACAUAAAAAAAUUUUAUCCUGUUUUAUCCUCCUGUUAUUUAAACAAUCUGUGAUAUGAAUUUUUUUUAUUUAAUUGGAGGUUUAGGGUUCCCAUCUGGACUGGUUUUUUUUUUUGCAUAAGUAUUUCACCCCCUUGAUCAUUUCCACACUUUGUAGUGUUACAACCUUGAACUGAAAUGGACAUAAUUGGCAUUUUAUGUCAUAGAUCUACACAAAAUAGCCCAUAAUAAUCAAUAUAGUUUAGAAAACAGUAUCAUGAAGACCGAAGAGCUAUCGAAACAGGUUCUGGAAAAAGUAUCACUCAGGGAGUGUUAUUAAAAAUAUCCACACUUACGGCAGCAUUAAAUCCAUUAUUUCUAAAAUGGUUAUAGGUCUUCAUCCUUUAUAUAUUAUCUGUAAAGCUGCUUUGUGAUAAUGCCCAUUGUUAAAAGUGCCUUACGAAUAAAACUGAACUGAAUUCA